AUGACGAAAGCUGAGGAUCACGGCUAUCACCUCUGGGUGUACUUCGUCGACAGCUGCGAGCCUUCCUACGCAAGAUCCAGACUGUGUCGAUUCUUCUUCGAGAAGGUUUGCCAGGGUCACAGCACAGCUUCGCUUCUCUACUGCGCCGCCGGGGGCCUCGAGACAACGCAGAGAGAGGAGCUCGACCUGGAGCUCCCCGCAUCAGUUCCAGACUUGCAUUCCGGUGACUUGCAGAACCUGGUGGUUCCACCUUACAUGUUUGCGCCCCACGACUUCAGCAUGUACGAUGUGGUGGUGGCAGCAGAUGAGGCCACAGCGGAUUCAAUCCGUCAGCGCCUGCGCGAGACGGGAAAAUCAGAUCGGGAUGAGCUGUGCGUCUUGAGCGACUUCAUGGAUGCAUACGAUGUUCUGCUCGAGGCGGAACAGGAAAAUCCGGUGCUGGAGCCCGCGCCCGGCUUGGCAGCAGGUUUCCUUAGCCAGGAUGGGCUUGCGCAGCUUAUGCCUGGCCAGCCCCUUCGGGGCACGCCACCACCAAGGCCUGUCGGCCCGCCUCUGCCGGGCCUUCCCUCUGCCUGGCAGGAGCUCUGGUCUGUGGCCAACAGUAGCAUUGAUGAGCUUUCAGACACAG
This is a messenger RNA of Symbiodinium pilosum, 628 nucleotides long. NCBI's taxonomy places the organism in Eukaryota, Dinophyceae, Suessiales, Symbiodiniaceae. The record is from the annotation of a GenBank genome assembly.